GUGUGUUGGUGGUCUUUCUCUGGUCUGUAGCAGUGGUACUGGGUCAGUAUGGCUGGAGAGUGAAAUACACCACUCAGAGUAUCUGUGCCUUGAAGGGGUCAACAGUGGAGAUGUCCUGCUCUUACACAUAUCCCAGUGGUACAGUCACAUCAACCUUCUGGUUCACAAAAAAUGAUGCUGAAGGGGAUUAUGUAAAUCUGAGUGAUGACCCAGACUACAAAGGUCGUGUGACGUACCUUAGCAAUGUGACGAAUGGACACACCCUGACAAUCACAAACCUGAGAGAGAGUGACUCAGCUACGUACAAGUUCAGAUUUAUAACAGAUCCGACAGGAGGGAAAUAUUUUGAUAUCCCUGGAGUCACUUUGUCUGUUACAGACCUGCAGGUGAAGGUGACCACUACAUGGUGGUCAACGACACUGACCUGUAGCACCACCUGUACUCUGACUGGUAACCCCACCUACAUCUGGUACAGGAACAGUAAGAUUGUACAAGAGUUCUCCUCCCCCUCGUACACAUUCUACUUUAAAACUGAAGACAGCUUCUACUGUGCUGUAAAAGGCAUCAUUUCUCCUGCAGUGUUCUCCUCGUCCUUACCUCUGGCCUCCCCAGUCCUCCUGUCCCAUACCUUCUGGGCCUCCCCAGUCUCCUGUCCAUACCUCUGGCCAGUCCCCCAGUCUCCUGUCCCAUACCUCAGGCCUCCCCAGUCCCUGUCCAUACCUCUGGCCUCCCCUAGGCUCCUGUCCCAUACUCUGGCCUUCCCUAACUUCCUGUCCAUACCUCUGCUCCUGUCCAUGCCCGUCCCCAGUGCCUCCUGUUCUGCCAUACCUCUGGCCUCCCCCAGUCUCCUGUCCUAUACCUUGGCCUCCUCCAGUCCAACCUCUGGCCUUCCCAGAUCUCCUGUCCCAUACCUCUGGCUCCCCUAG
Salvelinus sp. IW2-2015 is the source of this 926-nucleotide messenger RNA. The record is from RefSeq and is a predicted model, not a curated record. Lineage: Eukaryota; Metazoa; Chordata; Actinopteri; Salmoniformes; Salmonidae.